Nothobranchius furzeri (turquoise killifish) is the source of this 3274-nucleotide messenger RNA. RefSeq names its product peroxidasin homolog. The record is from RefSeq and is a predicted model, not a curated record. Gene Ontology annotation, cellular component: plasma membrane; axon; neuronal cell body. Lineage: Eukaryota; Metazoa; Chordata; Actinopteri; Cyprinodontiformes; Nothobranchiidae. Gene Ontology annotation, biological process: synapse organization; homophilic cell-cell adhesion. Gene Ontology annotation, molecular function: axon guidance receptor activity.
AAUCGUUUCAACCAUCAUUAUUGAUCUGAAACUGUAAAUGUACAUUUUCACAUGUUGACUUUGUAGUUCAAUACAAACAGCAAUCCAAAAGACAGAAGAGCAUGAUGUAUGAUGAGGAAACCAAAAAACACUCACUGCUUUCUCAAGAAGACUCAUUUCAACAUGUUUUUGUCUUUGUGAAUGCGUAAGAAACACACACACACACACACACACACACAUUUCCCUUUCUCUACAACACAGCAAACAAGAAUUCUUUAUUUUUAAAGGUAAAAAUCCUCGUUUGAAACGAAAAUAACAUUGCUAUAGUUUUAGUUUCUAACCACCUGAAGAUGCUGGCAGUUUGGUGAGAAGAGAAGUAACUCUUGGCAACAAUUGUUUUCACCCCCCCAAAAAGGAAGAGCGUGAAGUGAAGAGACCAAGAGUCAGUAGACGUUACUGGAAGCAAGAGAAGACAGAAAUAAUUCUUACAGCUGUGAGGCUGCUCCCAUGGUCCAGUUUGAUCAACCAGACUUCCUGUUGUCUUCUUCAAUCAUAAAACUCAUGUGAAAAAGUUACUGGACCUCGUAAUCACGGAAUCAAAAUGCUGAUUGUCCUCGGGGCGACUCUGUUCUUCAUCGUGACAAACAUCAGCUCUAGUUCAGACGUGAAGAAGCCGGAGAUCACAGGAGCAACAACGGUUGAGGAAGGCGAUGCUCUGACUCUGACCUGCACUGCUGAUAGUUCCCCUCCAUCUUUAAUCACCUGGACCAAACUUGGCUUCAACACCAGCUUGGUCAACAGAAACGGAUCCCUGAUUAUUCCUAAUAUGACAGCAGGGGAUUCUGGACUGUACAUCUGCACAAUAAAAAACCUGAACACCACAUUGACAGAGAAAGUGGACGUUAAAGUUAAAUAUGUGAGAAAACCAAAGAUAGCAGGAAAAACGGUGAUUAAAGAAGGCGAUACUCUGACUCUGAACUGCACUGCUGAUACCUUCCCUCCGUCUUUAAUCACGUGGACUAAAUCUGGCACCAACAAAACUCUGAGCAACAAAACCGCACCUGACUCUGGAACAUCUGAUCUUCUUGUUCACAACGUGACAGCAGAAGAUUCUGGACAUUAUCUCUGCACGUCAAACUAUCUAAACACCUUGACACAAGACGUUAACGUAACUGUCAUCAUUCUGGGAAAAGUGAAGAUUGCCGGAGACUUGGAUGUCAUGGAGGGUCGUUCUCUGAAUCUGAGCUGCGGCGUUGACGGUUUUCCUCAAACCUUCCUCACUUGGACCAAACUUAGCUCUAAUAGCAUCUUAAACAAUGGAACUGGAUCAGCCACCCUUUUUAUUUCUAAUGUUACGUCAGACCAUGCAGGACGGUACAUCUGCACAGCAGAGCACCUGAACAAUACAGAGAGGGUGGAUGUUAAAGUAAAAUACCAGAGAAGCCUCCGAAUCAGCGGAGAGACAGCUGUUGUAGAGGGUCAAGUUCUGAACCUGACCUGCAGCAUCGAUAGUUGGCCUUUGUCUUUUAUUACCUGGACCAAACCUGGGUUCAGCUCAAAGAACGGCACCGGAGCUGCAGCACUCGUCAUUUACAACGUGACAGCUGUGAAUGGAGGGUUGCACGUCUGCACCGCCGAAUAUCUGAACAAAACUCUGAGGGAAGAAGUGAACAUUGAAGUGAAAAUGUUACCAAAGAUCCUAAACGAGUCGGGAUGCGAGGCUCAGCGGGACCUCCUGACCUGUGUGUGCAUCAGUCAGGGGUUUCCUUUACCCAGAAUCGAAUGGCUGCUGCAGGAGAAGCAAACCGAUUACUCUUUCAACACCGAAGUUUCCACCCACACAGUCAAAAGCACCGUUGUUCUGACUGAGAACAAACCCAGCAGGGCCUCAGCUGUGUGUGUCAGCUGGAACGAAAAUGGGAAAUUAACAAGGAAUCUGAUGACAAAGAAAGUGAAUGAAGCAGGUCAGUUUGUGAAAUUUCUCCAACUCGUCACACAGCCAGGAACAAUUAUCCCCUUUGUGAUCGGCGUGCUGCUGCCAGCGCUUAUUCUCUGUUUGUGCAGAUGGUGCUGCAGGAAAAAGCAAAAGAUGAGUCCAGCUGAGACUCUGGAGAUGGAGAUGAUGGGUCAAGAGAAUCCACCGACAAACAACUGGGGACCAAUAGAGUACGGGCAGUUCCAGGGUCAAGAAGUCGAGGGGAUGGAAGGUGGAACGACGGAUGUCGAUUACUCCGAUAUUAAAUUCUUUGCGGUAGAGAAUAAACAAUCUUCCUUCAAAAACGGAAAGAAAAAAGAGAAUUCAGACACAGAUUAUGCUAAAAUAAAACCAAAAGAAACACGGCUGAAGUUGGAUGAAGGAGACAAAGUGGAGGAGGAGAAGGAGCUAAACAUCUGUGCUGAAGAAGUGAAGGGACAAGAUUUAGCUGUUUACUCAAACGUGUCAGAACUGAUGGACCAAAUCUAAAGAUGGCAGCUACAAGGUGUGUUUGUGCCUGCAAUCAGUUCACCAGGGGAGAAUAUUAUCAAAAAGAAGAGAAAAUGGAUUCCCUCACCUCAGAAUAAUGUUCUGGAGCGUUAAAGUAAUAAAAAAAUACUAAACUGUUGAUUUAUUUAAACAUAAUUGAUUAUUUUUAGUUGUUUUACUGAAGGAACAAACGUCUUCUGUAUGUGAGCCAGAUUUAAUGUUUUUAAUGUAAACCAACAAAGCCACACACAGAUCAGACAUUUCCUGAUAAAAAGACAAGAAUCAGAAAAGAAGGGAACAAAAAGUAGAAUCCGAUGCAGCAGCAGGUGUCGCCGGGUGUUUUGCAUCUUUGGUUCUUCUGGAUGAAUUAAAGUGAAACUCUGUUGUGCAAAUUAAAGGAGGCUUGAACAGCGGUGCAUACCUCCAUAACACUGUUCCUCUUUAUCUCUAAACAAAUGCAUGCAAUUUACAGUUGAAGGAGAAUAGCUCUGGGUGUUCGCAGAUACAUGAAAACGGGUGGCUGAGAAACAGAUCAUCAAGGCGUUGUUUUUAUUUUAUCUCCAGAAAUGUUUACAGCUAAAAUAAUUCUAUUGUAUUUAUUUCUAUCUGUGGAAAACACAAUUAUACACUGAUAUGCUGUCAAUGUGUUCCACAACCUUAGUUAAAAUGGAGCUUUUUCCAUAUUAUAUUGUAUGUUAUGAUUAUAAUUCAUAUUUUCUUGCUCUUUAGAGGGAAUUUGGAAUGUAACGCUGCGCGUAAAUGCAAAAAAGGUUAAGAUGUAAAAGGAAUUGCACAUUUUCACAAUAAAAAAAAGUUGUUCAUGAGUGUUUA